Limulus polyphemus (Atlantic horseshoe crab) is the source of this 521-nucleotide messenger RNA. Its product is annotated as thiosulfate sulfurtransferase/rhodanese-like domain-containing protein 1. The coding region runs from base 22 to 399 and encodes 125 amino acids. The transcript is spliced from 4 exons. The record is from RefSeq and is a predicted model, not a curated record. Gene Ontology annotation, molecular function: thiosulfate-cyanide sulfurtransferase activity. Gene Ontology annotation, cellular component: mitochondrion. NCBI's taxonomy places the organism in Eukaryota, Metazoa, Arthropoda, Merostomata, Xiphosura, Limulidae.
GCGUUUAUUGCGAGUGGUUCAAUGACAAUGUCGUCGUGCAUAGAAAAAGAAAUCAAGUUUGAAGAGCUUUGCAAUCUUUUGAAAACUAGCAAGAUUACGUUGCUCGAUGUGCGGACAUUUCAGGAGCUAACAGAUGUAGGUUUAAUUCCUGGCUCAAUGAAUAUACCACUUGCUGAACUUGAAAAUGCCUUUCAUUUGUCACCUGACGAGUUCCAGAACAAGUAUGGGUUUCUUCAGCCAUCGAAGAAUGACGAGAGCAUUGUAAUCACCUGCAGAUCAGGUCGUAGGGCUAAGGAAGGCGUAGAGAAAAUGGAGAAACUAGGCUACAAUAAAGUUCGUUGCUACUGUGGGAGUUUUUUGGAGUGGAAAGAAAAAGGCAGGAAGGUUGUUUUUCCGUAAAUCUUCACUCAUUGAUUGCGUUCCAAAACACCACUUGAGCAAAAAAUGUACAGUUCUUGAAUAUUUUAAUCAAUCAAAGAUACCUUAAUUCUUUUAUUCUUUACAUAAGAAAACUUAAUCAA